Molecule: messenger RNA, 2417 nt
Organism: Papaver somniferum (opium poppy)
Lineage: Eukaryota; Viridiplantae; Streptophyta; Magnoliopsida; Ranunculales; Papaveraceae
Product: BTB/POZ domain-containing protein At5g03250-like
Exons: 6
Coding region: 183-2081 (632 amino acids)
Molecular function (GO): protein binding
Source: RefSeq, a predicted model, not a curated record
CACAACAAGAACAAAUCUAUCUUGGUUUAUACUUCACUUGAUCACUUACUCCAAACUCGGAUCCCAAUCUCCCAUCUCCCAUUUCUCUUCUACUCAACUCAAGCUAUUUCCCGUAAUUCAAAAAUACCAAGGUCUUCCUCUAUGAGUGAAGAAGCAGUGGAAUCUGAAUAAGGUUUGCAUAUAUGGCAUGCAUGAAGCUGGGGUCAAAAUCUGAAUCUUUCCGUCGCCAAGGCCAAACCUGGCUUUGUGCAACCGGGCUUCCGAGUGAUGUUAUCGUUGAAGUUGGUGAUAUGUCCUUUCAUCUUCACAAGUUUCCUCUGCUUUCCAGAAGUGCCGUAUUAGAGAAGUUAAUUGAAGAUCUUUCUGCUGAGGAUGGCCCAAGUUGUGUUUUGGAGCUUCACGACAUGCCUGGUGGAGCUAAAGCUUUUGAGCUAGUUGCUAAAUUCUGUUAUGGAGUUAAAAUUGAACUUACUUCCCAGAAUGUUGUCAGUCUUAGAUGUGCCGCUGAGCAUCUUCAAAUGAAUGAAUCUUAUGGAGAGGGAAACCUCAUCAAACAAACAGAAGAUUUCCUCAAUGAUGUCUUUGGCGAUUGGGCUGACUCGCUCAAAGCUCUUGAAGCAUGUGAUGAGGUUCUCCCACAUGCAGAAGAAGUCCAUAUAGUUUCAAGAUGCAUCAAUUCCCUGGCAACGAAAGCUUGUGCAGACCCUAGUGCGUUUGGUUGGCCCAAAUCAGGAGGCAAUAACAAAGAUGAUCCACGGGGUGAAUUCAUGUGGAAUGGAAUAUGUGCAGGACCUAACCCUCAGUAUUUUGGUGAAGACUGGUGGUACGAAGACGUGUCUCUCCUUAGCUUUCCUUUGUACAAGAGGUUCAUCAUGGCCGUUGAAUCAAAAGGGAUGAAACAAGAGAGCAUUGCUGGUUCCGUAAUGUUCUAUGGGAAGAGAUACUUGCCAGGAGUUUGCCGGCAUCCAAGCUUAAAGGAACAUUUGAGAUAUGCAAACCCCACCUCUUCUGUUACAGCUCUAUCAGAGGCUGAUCAAAGGCUUCUUCUUGAAGAGAUCGUGGAAUUGAUACCAAAUGAGAAGGGAGUCACAUUGACGAGAUUUCUUCUCAGAUUGCUCCGAAUUGCAAUGCUGUUACAUGCGAGCCCAUCAUGUAGAGAGAACUUGGAGAAAAGAGUGGGAAGACAGUUGGACCAAGCAACCUUGGAUGAUCUCCUCAUACCAAACAUUGGCUUUACAGUGGAGAACCUUUACGAUGUCGACUGUGUUCAGAGAAUUCUUGAUCACUUCAUGAUUGUGGACCAGAUGGAAGUGUCGUCUUCUUCUCCUUGUAUAAUUGAAGAGGAAUACGAGGAUAAGGAAGAGGACGAGGGUGUUAUGGAUGACCGGUUUCAACCACUGACCCCAGUUACAAUGGUGGCCAAGUUAGUGGAUGGGUACCUUGCAGAAGUUGCAACAGAUGUUAACUUAAAACUCUUGAAAUUUCAAUCCCUUGCAGCCUGCAUCCCCGAUUAUGCUAGGCAACUUGAUGAUGGAUUAUACCGCGCCAUCGAUAUAUACCUCAAGGCACAUCCUUGGCUCGUUGAUUCUGAAAAAGAGCAACUUUGCAGACUAAUGAACUGCCAGAAGCUCUCUUUAGAAGCUUGCACCCAUGCUGCGCAAAAUGAGAGGCUACCUCUUCGUGUAAUCGUCCAGGUACUAUUUUUUGAACAGCUUCGACUCCGCGCAUCUGUUGCUGGCUGGUUCUUUGUCUCCGAUAAUAUUGAGAACUCGCACGUUCCAAUUGAGAAUCUCCCACUCUUCAGGAAUAAUGCUACUUCUCAGUCUAACCGUGCAAAUUACCAAAAGGAAGACCAAGUCGUAGGCAUCGAUGACAUGAGGCAUAGGGUAUUGGAGCUUGAGAAGGAGUGCUCGAACAUGAAACGAGAAAUUGAAAAGAUGGAGAAAAGCAAAAGUGGUGGUUGGAACAUUCUUUCAAAAUUAGGAUUCAAAAAAUCACAGGCCACCGUAACAGCUUGUUCAGUAUCGGACACUCAACUACAAUGCAAAAUUCACCAAUGUCGAGCAUUUGAUAUUUGUUAAGGCAUUCAUUAUGGUUAUGGAAAAAGACCCAUGAGUUUGUAACUACUACUUUCAGGAAACGGCUCUCACUAAAGCAGCAAACACUGGACUGCAGAAAUUUAUGGAAAUACACUUGCACGAAGACAUAUCCCACAAGUGAGCUUCCUGGCUCAUGCUGGAUCAAUUUGGAAACUAUGGGAAAACAAAAUCAUUUUAACAUCACUUAUUAGUGUGCUCCUCUUGCAAAAGAGCAAAACGUGGUGUAAGAUUGUAAAUCAAUUAGUUAGUUGGUGCACCCAUCACAACAUUGAAACUAUUGCCGCAAUGCUAAGUCAUAACAACAUUCCAAAUCCCAAA